Molecule: messenger RNA, 687 nt
Organism: Trichoderma harzianum CBS 226.95
Lineage: Eukaryota; Fungi; Ascomycota; Sordariomycetes; Hypocreales; Hypocreaceae
Exons: 2
Coding region: 1-687 (228 amino acids)
Source: RefSeq, a predicted model, not a curated record
AUGACUGUCAACUCAGAGUUUAAGCCCGCUCUUAUCAUCGUUGAUUUCCAAGAGGAUUUCUGCCCGCCCAAUGGCUCCCUCGCAGUCCCCCAAGGCCGCGACAUCGCCCCCGUCGUAAACGCCCUCCUCACACUCCCCUUCGCCAUCAAAAUCGCCACCCGCGACAACCACCCCCAAAACCACAUCUCUUUCGCUGAAAACCAUCCCGGCUCCAUCCCCUUCAAAUCAUACCACACAAUCAUCCACCCCACAGACCCAACGAAAAGCGACACGACACUCCUCUGGCCAACGCAUUGCGUCCAAGAAACACCCGGCUCAAACCUCGUUCCAGAACUAGACGCGGAGAAAAUUGAUGUCGUUGUGGAUAAAGGGAUGGAUGCAAGAGUAGAAAUGUACUCUGCGUUUUACGAUCCUAUGAGGGUGAGUGUUAGUGAGUUGGGGGAAAGGUUGAAGGAGGAGAGUGUGACGGAUGUGUUUGUGGUUGGGUUGGCGGCGGACUAUUGCGUGAGAGCGACGGCGGAGUCGGCCGUGGAGGAAGGGUAUAGGACGUUUAUCGUGGAGGAGGGGACAAGACCUGUGAUGAGGGAGAUUUGGGAGGCGGAGGGGAAGAAGGUUGUUGAGGGGAAGGGGGUGAGGAUUGUGAGUGUGGAUGGGGAGGAGGUUGCGAGAGUGAGGAAGUUGGCGUGA